Lactuca virosa is the source of this 1532-nucleotide messenger RNA. Lineage: Eukaryota; Viridiplantae; Streptophyta; Magnoliopsida; Asterales; Asteraceae. The record is from the annotation of a GenBank genome assembly.
CCUUUCCUUUUUCUUUUUUUAUAUAACAUAAAACACAUAAUAUAAAGAGAUCCAUAAUCCAUUUCCAUCUUCACCCAUCUUCGUGUGUGUGUCUGUGUGUGUUUUCUCAAAAAGAAGGCAUAUGGAUAAAGACGAAGGUUGCUGUUACUUCCAUCCCGAUGAAGUUUUCGUGGGAGUUUGUCCUUUAUGCUUAUACGAGAGGCUUAUUGUAGUAGCCACAAAACGAUGCCGUCGGCUGCAUCUUUACAGAAGUAGCAGCUGCAAGUCCUCAAAGCCUCGCAUUAUGUUUGCCAUCGAUUCUUUGAUUCAUCGGAAAACCAAGAAACAACUUCACAAUCACGACGCAUCUCCCACUCACGAUGCUAACCAUGAAUCAUGAUAUUGAAUAUGGAUUAAUAAAUGGACAUACGUCAAAGAACAUAUAUCGACUAUGAUUUGGUGAGUUGUUUUUUUGUAAAGAACUCAAUAAUUUAUUUAUUUCAUAUAUUAUAUUAUUUUUAUGGGGAGAGGGGGUUAUGAUGAGUUUAGCAAGAUCCAAGUUUCGUAUCUUGUAAAUCUCGUAAUCCCAAGCGAUGAUUACUAGACAAUAUUGGCUUUUGACUCUUGGAUUUUGUAGAAAGGAAAUGAUGACUAAUUUGGAUAAAAGAUUUUAUAAUAUAUACGGUUUUAUUUUAUGUGUUGUUAUGUUAAAAUCGGCAUAAUGUAUUGUUUGUUUUCAUAAUUUGAUGCUAAGAUCAUGUUGAUAUAAAUUUUAUUUUAUAAAAAAUAAUUUAAAGGCUCUAUAUAUGGUUUCCGUAUGGAAAAGUGAAGAAAGUAACCAUACAAAGUAUAGUAGGUGGGUGAUGUGGGGUUUGUAUUAUUUAAUUUGACAUUAUAUGCUUGUUCUAUUUUCUUUUUCUAUAAAAGAUAAAAUAGAAAGGAAACCAAUAAAAAUUAAAGAAAAAUGAAUGGAAGAAAAAUGGAAAAUGCCAUCCAAAAGGAGCUUUUUAAGAGUUUAAUGAGUCAAAUAAGCUUUUAAAAUUUUUAAAAAAAAGCUAUUGUAUAGCUUUUAUAUACAAUCAAUACAACGGAUCAUAGAUGUGACAUCCAGAUUUAAACCAAGACAUUAAUCUAUGAAAAUUUAGGCGUUUAUUGUUAAGAUAAGGAUUCAUUGAGAAAAAAAAAGGAGAAAGCACAUGGAGUAUGAGGGAGAUAGGAGUUAUGGGUGAAAAGGGAUUAAUGGGGUUGGCUGGUGGGUGCAAGUGAGGGUGGGGCUACUCUAGAGAUCUAUGUUUGGAGCUUUUGGCUUAAGGUAGUAUGGGGUUUUUAUAUCUUGUCCACAAUUUAUGUUUAUUAAUAAAAAAUAACUUCCAAUUUCAUAUAGUUUAAGUUGGGGGUGGUAAAUUGGUAAUUAUAAUUACUUAGUAUUAAAUGGGUUGAGUUUUAUUGUAUUCUAUUUCUAGUAAGUAUAGCUUUCUUAUUGCAUAUAAUCAUAUAAUCGUUUAAACUGUCUUUACAUAUACGUUGUUGGUUAUUUGCAGAUUCGUUUAUAU